AAAACAACUAUGGCGGCGUUACGCUUUGCGCGCGGAUAACCUUGGCUCGGUUCUGUUUUUGUUUUCUUGUUUUUUUUUCUCCCGCUCGAAAGUCAACAACAUGCGAAUACCUAGGUGGCGACGCGUCAGUUGUCGCCGCGCCGGAGUUCGCAGUUGAUUUUAUUUUUUUCGGGGAGGACUUGGAAGCGCAAUUAUGUGAGCUGUCUCACCGCGGAAGAGGAACGCACUCAACAAAAAAAAUAGACCGCCUAAAUCGAGCGCAUCAUUGUACGUGACACUUCGCAGCCAUGCAUCGGAAAUCGCAGACCAAAGGCAUGAAGAAGCACCUAGUCGUUUUUGACUUCGAUCACACCAUCAUCGAUGCAAACAGUGACCUCUAUAUUCGGAAGCUGGCACCGAACGGCGAACUUCCAUCAGAGAUUAAAGAACGCUACAGUCCGAAAGGCUGGACACCGUUCAUGCGUGCGGUGUUCCACUUCCUGUACGACUGCCAAGUGCAACCGGAUGACAUUCUGGACUGCCUGCUGGAGAUAAACUUUGUGGACGGCAUCAUUGACCUGCUCAAACAGCUGCACAAGGCGGGAGGCUACGAGGUUAUCAUAAUCUCCGACUCAAACUCUGUCUUCAUAGAGCACAUCAUGCAGGCGUCCGGGGUACGUCCACUAGUGCACGAGAUCUUCACCAACUUUGCCCACUUCGAUGCCAAUGGCUGCCUGCAGAUCAGCGAGUACCACUCGCAGAACUGGUGCCAGCUCAGCUCGGUCAACCUUUGCAAGGGCGCCAUUAUGGAGGAGUUCCUGGACCGGCGGCGGCGCCAGGGGGUCGACUUCGACCACGUCUCGUACGUGGGGGACGGCAACAACGACCUCUGCCCGUGCCUGCGGCUGCGCACCUCCGACCUGGUGUUUCCCCGCCUCGACUACCCGCUGGCCAAGCUGUUGAACAAGGACCCCGGUCGGGUCAAGGCCAAGGUGUCCCCCUGGAGGAGCGGGCUGGACAUUGCAGACGUGCUCCUCAACGACGGAGUGGCAGCCCCGGCGGCGACGUAGGCUCUUCCAAAAGACUCUCUCGCUCUUAAAAGGAAGGAAUGAAGCUAGACUAGGCAGCUCAGCCUCUGGAACCACUUCUUUUCUACUUUUUUUUUUUUUUUUUGGGGGGGGGGGGGGGGGGGGGGACAAAGUAUAGGAUAUAUAAAUGGUCUUGUCUAGAGAAAACCAUACAAGUGGGGGGGAAGGGGGGGAACCACCUGAUUGUGUUUUCUUUUUUUCCUCCAUCUUUUUAUUCUUUCGAUGGCACAGCCUGUCUACGGAUGUGCACUCCAUUUACGUUUUUCUCGAUUCUGAGGGCGAGCGUAUACAUGCUCAGCGUCGACGAUUUUGUGCUGUGUGGUCAGGACUAGCGUAGUGCUUUUAUGGUGCUGCUCCGCUGCCAGGGGCCUAUCCAGGAUUGUCAGUCAUGGUGGGGUGUCAUAUAUUUCUGAAAGAGGCCCCCAGGGGAGGAAGGAAGGUAUGGGGAGCGCAUGUUCGUGUGCUUCUAGCACGGGGUUUGCAACGAUGUCAGAACGCCGAGCUUUUAUUGACCGAUUGAAUAAAUAGUGGGUACACCUCAAGGCAUCUAGCAUUGAGGUCUACCCACUAUCCUUUCAAUCAAAGCUAUUUGGUGCUCGGCGGCGCCCUGACAUCACAGCAACUCCUGCACAAGAAGGAGACGACUUUCUCUCAGCAUACUAUAGGUUUGUGUACUUUGCGUAUGGAAUUCUGGCAGUGCUAGACUCAGCCUGGGCAGGGGUUUGUGUAAGUCAGAGAUUGCUGCGAGAACAUGUAGCCUCAUUUGGCGUCUCAUUCGCAUAUGCUCUCGUGCAAAGGCAAUGCUGAACGCAGCCAUGCUCUCACGCAGUUAGCAUUGACAGCAUUGGAGUGCUGUGCAAGCUAUGUCGGUCCAGACAACGAAGCACGAAAUAGUCGACGCCGAGCGUAGCUCUCGCAGCAGGAAUGCGUGCACGGCGAGACCUUCACCAAAGCUGGCAGCUUGCUUUUGCAGCUCUAGAUUGUGUAAAGAGGCCAAAUGUGACGGGCCAAUCUUUCUAGCAAAUAAAUUGUUAUUCUUUUUUUUUCUUUCUUAUCGUAAUUUGCAGGCUUCCGAAUGUGGUGACCUCAGGAAGUGGUGUUUUCUUGUGUAAGUUAAAGUGGCUUUUUUUAAAUUGAGGGGGAGGCGGCGGUCUCUGGUCGGGGUGGCAGGCAGCUCUGUGCAAUUAUUUUGUACAGUUAAGAGUGUUGUGAAUCUUGCGUCAAGGGCGAGAAACCCUUUCAGAAGGGUUUUUGCAAAUGGACGGGUGUUGGCUAUUUUUGUUUUAGUGUUGGUGUGUUUGACUUGCCUUUCAACAAAGGCUAUGAAUGUGUUUCCAAAGAGUUAAGUAUAUUUUCUUUGUUUUGUAAUCAAGGGGCAGCUUUUUUGUUUUCCUCGAGGCCAAAAUGGAUUUUCAUACAGUUCAGAAACUAACACGCAAGGAACCUUAAUUCUUCUUUCAUUGAAACACUGUCAGUGUCAUUUUUCUCUCCAGAAAUUUACUUUUCUUAAAAAAAAAAAGAAAGAAAACUGAUGUUUUGCAAAGCUUUUUACAGCUGCCACAUACGUUUAUUUUACCUUUUGCCUUUUUUUUUUUUGUGAAGACAGUGUCAUUAUGCCAAAGAACCGCUUGUUAACGAGCUUACUGAACCUUUUUUUUCUAAUAGUUUUGUUUAUUGUUGCCUAUGCAAUAGAAAUCCUUUUAGUGUACCAUGUAAUGUAGACUUAUUCGAUAGAAGUAUUUUGCCUCUUCAUAUCAGAUGCAAGUGGCAGGGAGGACAUUGGGGAUGCGAAAAGCACGUGUGUACCUUAACAGCAUUUCGCUAAUUGGAGACUUAGGGCUGCAUUGACUGCACCUUGCACAUCUUUACAUACAUACACACACCCUUUGCUCUAUGUUGGUUGUUAAAACAAAAUAGAAUUAUCGAGUUUGAAUCUCGCAUCUUGCGUGCAUUGCAUUGCUGCCUUAGUUUCUUGGGUGGUGUGUAGAAGCUAUACAUUCCCUAAUAAAAUUAAUCUGAGGGUCUGAAACAUAUGUUGCAUUGAAUUUAAGAUAUUAAUCCUGGAUUGUGCCUUUCCUGUUCCUCUUAGGAGCCUUUUCCUUUUUACGAUUCCAUGCUGCACCUAGCAGACAAUCUUUCCUUGCCAUUUGUGUUUUAAUUUUUUUUUUUAUUUUAAGGUGAUGCUUGAUGAAGUACAAACUUUUACGUAGUGUGGGUUUUGUGUGAUGCAGUUCUGUUUUUCCUCACUGCAGCUGGCAGCAGUUUCAAAAGUAUAUUGUUCCAAUGACUCCGAUUACGAUACCCCGCCGCCGCCUUUGCAGAGGGAUCAUAUCAAUAUCGGAAGUAUCAGAACAAUCUACUAAAACUAAUGUAAAGGUCGAGGGAUGGGGUGGGAACGUAUGGCGCGCACCCGUGUUUUCUGUGUUGUUCUUUGUCAGCCUCUGUUGACACUGCCCCUUUAAUUUAUUUUUAUACGAAAUCUAAAGCAUAUGCAUUACAUGAAAUAAAACUGCAUUUUUUUCUCA
This is a messenger RNA of Ixodes scapularis (black-legged tick), 3592 nucleotides long. RefSeq names its product pyridoxal phosphate phosphatase PHOSPHO2. The coding region runs from base 288 to 1049 and encodes 253 amino acids. Gene Ontology annotation, molecular function: phosphatase activity. Lineage: Eukaryota; Metazoa; Arthropoda; Arachnida; Ixodida; Ixodidae. The transcript has 4 exons. The record is from RefSeq and is a predicted model, not a curated record.